GCGGCGAUGUCUGACCCUACAAAAGAGGAGCCUGCUUGUUGUUUAUGUUUAGUGACAGAAAGGCGACUGUUUUGCCUGAAAAAUAACAAAGCCUCACGAAAUGAGGUGCAUUCUGUAAUCGAAUUCUUGAUUUCAAAACCACUUGAACGCAUUUUUGACAAGCUUUUCAUUUGCCAGGCUUGUAUGAAUCUCUGUGACAAGAUAACAACAUACAGGGCGAAUGCCAUAGCACAUAUCGAUAAAGUGACUGCCGAAACUAAAAGAGUGUUUAACGGAUUAGAUAGAGUGGUUACCGAAUCUGAUAAUGUGGUUACCGAAUCAAGUAGAGUGGUUACCGGAUCUGAUAGAGAGGUUACCGAAUCUGGAAGAAUUUUAACUGAAUCUGAUAGAACCAAAACAAGUGCCAUUACACCAGUUCAGACUCUUCAAGCACUCUCUAGGAUGGCAAAAGCUGCUCAAAAUACUACCAUCUCUGACGAAAAACUGAAACUGUCAGAUCGAAUUAACAAAGGCAGGAGCAGCCGUGCCACUGCUCGAAAGACAAAACGGAGCAGACCUUCUGAGGAUCAUUCAUAUACAAGGAAAAAAAAGGCUGAAAGUCCAAGCACUAAGGAAAUAUAAGCUAAUAUGCUUACUACUUAACACAUAACUGUGAAAGCGCAAGUGUAAUUCAAUUAUGAUGUACAAAGUUUAAAAUGACUGCAUGAAGAUUUUUUUUUAUAAUAUGUGGGCCGAGUCACUUUUUUUAUGAAUACAAAAUGCAACUUGGCUACAACGACUGGCAAUCCGAAGCAUAACAGCAUCACUGAAAGGCCAACGAACUGAACAAACGUGAACAAAAAGGGCUAAGUCUUCAAUACAGUAAUGGAGGAGCUACUUAUUGCAUUUGAUGUCCAGGGAAGAGAGGAAGCUCUUGAAGUGGAAGGCAUUGUCCAGGCACAACAUGAAACGUUACAAUGUGACCAGUAUAUAGCAACUAUAAAUGAUGGGAAAAUGUUUACAUUAAACUUAACAUAGAUGGCUGUGACUUAGUUGUUGAGAAUUACUUUGAAUCUUUGAAGAAAGGAUGUCCAUUAAAAGUAGUCAAUAAGGUGCAUAAUGUUAUGUUGUGAAAGUUUGAAAAGAAUGAUAAUCUCUUAAAUAAUAAUUAAUGUCAAGAAUUUUCUUCAAUGGGUUUUUUCAUUGUAUAAAAUGAAAGAAUGAUGUUAAAAGAACCUUUAUUGUUUUCGAAAACAUUAUUCUUUUUUUAUAGUCAUUCAAGGUUGUACAAAUAUCUUACGGAUUGGAACAAUUACAUUAUAUUAUGUCCACAUGUUCAUGUUUUUCCUGACUAUUUUCCAUGAGUAAUAGUUGUAUUACUGUAAUUAAUAAAGAGUAUUCAUAUAAUAUAAAACUACAGUUGAGUCCUGUUAGCUUGAAUUCCUCGUUUGCUCGAACUAGAUGUAAAGGACUGAUUUCUUAAUACUGAGUGUAAACAAUAUUGCUUGGCUCAAAUUUACCGAGGCUUGAGGUAUUUUCGCCAGUUCCUGGGAGUUGGAGCCAAUGGGGUUCGACUGUAUAGUCAUCAAUAAAUAACUGAACAAUUACAAUACAUAAAUCAUUAGCAAGGAAUUUAUUGGGGGAUAUAUUAUAUGUAUUCUUUUAGUUCUUAGUUUUAUAAACUGUAUGUAUAUGGUAUAUAUUGCAUAUUAGUUUUAAGCUUGAUGCUGUGUAAAAGAUACCAGUAAUUACGUACAUAUAAAUAGAAAGUCUGUUGUACCUCAAUUUGUGUGGCUAUAAUUUUUAUAGUCAUUUUAACUUGAAAUGUGUAUAUAUAUUAAUGUAUGGAAAUAAAUAAAAGAAAUACAUAUAUAUAUAUGUAUUGAUGAGACUGAAUAAAACUAAUCAAAAUCAUUAAGACCGAGUAUACAUUUGUCUCUGUAAAUGUCCUGAAAGGAAUGAGCAGGUAUUGUUGCUAAUCCAAGGAGAAAGCAAGGGCCUGUAUACAUCUACAUCUAGGUAGAGCCUAAAAAAAUUGUUUGGUUAGGGUUAUAUUCUUUUCAAAAAUAGGUAGGGUAGGUAGGCUUUUUUUAUUAUUAGGCUUUAUGUAAGAAUGUCAUUUUCAUCAUUGGAGAAUGGUGUUAAAGUUAUCUCCUGUAUCAGUGUGUGUAUACCACGUGAUAAAUUACGUCAUAAAUGCUACGUCGGAAGGCAAUAUUUUGCUUCGAAUAAAGACUUAAAACAAAAGUAACUUCACUAUUUCUUCACCAUUUGCAAUGAAACAUAGCGCAGUCUACGCCUCUUAAUGAGCCCCACCUUCGGUCUUUACCAGAGUUUGAGAGUUUAGUUUCUUCAAUCACUUCGACAAACCUUUUCACAUUACGCCGUCUGACGGAACACUGUCCAAACAUUAUUUUGGAAACAGGUUUGUUGAAGUGUUUGAUUAAACUAUUUACCUUCUCAAACUUCGGUAAUAAAACAAAGGCGGGGUUCUUUAAGCGGCACAGACUGCCCUUUGUUUUAUUUAAAACGGUGUACUAAAAGAAAAGUUAUCUUUGAUUUAAGUCUUAAUUGCAAAAUAUUGCCUUCCGACGUAGCAUAUAUGACAUCAAUUAUCACGUGGUAUACACACACUGUGUAUAAGCAUUUAAGGUUUUAAACUCCAUGUUUAGGAAUGAGUGUUAAAGUUAUCUCUUAUUUAAGAAUGUCAUUUUCAUCAUUUUAUUUAUUUUUUUCAAACUGACUAAAAAAAACGGUAGGGUCGGCGCCUAUUCCGUAGGUAGGGUCGGGUAACCCGAACCAAAUGUGUUUGUUUUUAGGCCUAGUUUCUAACUUAAGUCGAUUUCUUAAAAUUUUUAUAGACAAAUUGAAAGAAAUGUAUAAGCGUUUUAACAUUAAAGUAUGUCGGUAACAUCAAUAAAAAUAAUGUAUUUUGGGAAAUUGUUUUUGUUUUAUUCAUAUGACUAAGGAGACGCUUAAAAUUUGGAAAGAGACUCGAGUUAGGUAAUGACUAGAAGUUUUAUGUACCCCUUGUAAAA
Messenger RNA from Mya arenaria, 3017 nucleotides. RefSeq lists its product as uncharacterized. Lineage: Eukaryota; Metazoa; Mollusca; Bivalvia; Myida; Myidae. The record is from RefSeq and is a predicted model, not a curated record. The transcript has 4 exons. The coding region runs from base 7 to 621 and encodes 204 amino acids.